AUGGCUGGGCUUUUCCAGUCAUUUCGGAGCUCCAGCAUGCCUAAACGGCUGCUGCGGUAUGCUUUAUCGCGGCUGGAGCUCCUCGAUUCAGACGCGUUAGACAUGGAUAAUCUAGAUCUGGCUUUGGGUAGAAAUACAGUGUUUGAGUUUAGGGACGUUGGAGUUCAGCUAGAUAAACUUGAGAAGCUACUGAAACUGCCUAGGACGUUUGCGUUGCAAAAGGCAAAGGUCCUGCUCCUGCGAGUCACCAUUCCGAUGGAUUUCUAUACGAGCCCUAUAUCUAUCGAAGUUGAUGGCGUGGACGUCAAGUUGAAAGUGCUUGUGUCUGACGCCAAGUCCAAAUCAACCAAAUCUACCUCCGAUGAUGCCUCAGCCGCUGUACCAAAUACCGUGGAUCUUGCGCAAUCAUUCCUCGAAACGCAGCCGUCGGCGGAGCGAAAGAAACUUGAAGCUGCGCUGGCUGCCGAAGCGCAAGACCUCGGCGCAUCUACAGCAAUGAGCGAUGACAGCAGUGAAGAUGAGCCUAUCGUGGGUACUGGACAGCCUCUAUCGCUGCCGGGCUUCUUGGCGGGUUUUCUGCAGGGAAUCAUGGACCGAAUGCAGAUUAAAAUCAAAGGCGUUGGAUUCCAGCUGGAUAUGGAUAUCCCUGUAGACUUGCAUUCGCCUGCUACCGAACCCGUGUCUUUCCAAAUCGCCUUGGAAGGCAUCGAUAUCGAGGGCGUUACUACAAGAAGCGAGAAAUCAGAAGGAUCGCAAGCCGCAGCUCCAAAGGAAGGAAAGCGACAAAUCUCCUUAGACAAUGUCCGCGCUUAUCUGGUGUCCGAGGCCAACGUCUUCUCUACCCUAACCCGCUCCUCAUCCAUGACUUCACCAUCCGCUACGUCUUCGCCCCAUUCGACAAGGAACCCGCCUUCGAGGCAAACUACAUCCUUGUCGUCGGAAAGUCCCCAGGAACCUCAUUUUGCGCCAUCAAUAAUGUCAUCACGCCAUCACGGUCAGUCGACACAAUCACCUCGAGAGAGCGUUUAUAGCCAGCAUAUGACUUCAUCGCAAGCAAGUAUCAACAAUAAAUUUCUGCCGUCAUUGCAACGUAGCUUCAGAGACCACCUGGCCGACGAGCAUGAUGCGUAUCAGCCCGACUACCCCUUGGGAGAUAGUGAAGAAGCUCUUGGAAUUCCAUACGAGUUUGAAGAAAAUGAGGAUCAAGGCAUGCCAGACGACGAGUCUCCUGCGACGCCCCGCGCUUCAAUGUACCAAGAUUUCAACUCCCCCGAGGAUGCAGGUUUCCAUUCACCUGAAGAUCCUGCGCCGUAUUCCUCACCUCCAAGAAAUAUGUUCGAUAGCACGCUAUCUAGGUCACAAGAUGCCUUCGAGCAGGAUUUCCAACCGACCUAUCCCAUGUCGCGGCAACCGACGGAUUUUGAGGUGUCCAGUAAUUAUCGUGCCCAGUCCUUGGCAGAGUUGGAGAACCAAGACCAGUACGAACCGGAAAAUGUGGCCGACGAUCUCAUGCAAUCGCAUCUCUAUACACAUGAGGAGGCAGAGAGCAUGUAUAUGAGUGCUUUUUCAAAGGCUGAGAGCGAGGCUGAUAUAUCCGAGCUCAAAUCUUCAAAGCACUCAGAUGCAUCAACCGUUGAACAAGCGGUUCCGUCAUCAGUGGAAGAGGCGGCUCAAGUUCAGAUUCCUCCAUCUCCUCAAGUUCCUUCCUCUCCCGAGGUUCCUUUGUCUCCUAAGAUUCCUUCCUCUCCUCAAGCCUCUUCGACUCCUCAAGCCCCUUUGUCUCCUCGACCUUCGUCUCCUCAAGCUGCUUCACCCCCAGUUUCUUUGAGCCCUCAGGUUCCUUCGUCUCCUCGAGUGCCUUCACCUCCUCAAAUUCCCCAGUCUCCUCAAGUAUCACCGAAACCAGCCAAGGAAUUUGCCAUGCCUGGGGCCUGGGAUGACAAUGCAUCCGAAGGUUCAUCGGCAUCUGAUCGGACCAUGUCUCCUGAGACAAUGGCUUCCAAGCCAGAAGAGAAACUAGAGCACGAAGCCGACGAUGCGCUCAAGUCUGAACCGGAGCGAGAGAAGCCGAGUUCUCCUGUUUUUGGCCAGACUUCAAUAGCUGAGGGCGUACCGAUUGACAUCGAAGAGAAACUACAGCACGAGGGCGUGGCUACUCCCAAGGGGCCGACACGAGUUGUCAAGGAAAUCCUGCACCUCGACUCCAUCUCUAUAUAUGUGCCAACAACACACCAGCACAUUGAAAUAGAAGAGGAUACUUCCGAAUCAGUUGCCGAGCUUGCUAGGGCGAUGGGCAACUCGGUAUAUCCUCAAGCGCCUGGAGCCUUUUCCAUACACGCGCCGGCCUCCGGCUCGGUGUAUGGUCACAGACCAUCAAUACAGUCAACGCAGAGUGUUGAUAACGUUCUGGAGGUCGAUUUGUCUCCGGUAUCCAUCCGCUUCGAUACUUCACUCGCCUUUGUGCUUGCUAUGAUUGUCGGAAGGCUUCUCGAAGCGGUCAAACAGGAUAAUCCGGUAAAGGUCUCGAGCAGUGGGGCUGAAAACGAGCAACAUAUGGAUAAGACGCCAGAGGUUAAGGUGACUGUACAAGAAAUAUCUUUGGAUUUCCUGAGUCGACUUGGUGGAGUAGCAGAUACGCCUCGGCGUCAUCUGGACUCUUCGGCAUUUAUGUUUGCCCAUGAGGUCCUUCUUAAUGCCACCUUGAGCGGCUUGACUAUUGGUGUUUCACCGACUAAGGUACCAGUAGCCAGGGGCGGAACGGAGAAGCAAGAUGCCAUCCAAACAAAAAUCGACCUGCAAACUUUCCGCUUUGGAUACGCCAAAGACGAUAUUAUCUCCUUUGAUAAGGUCGAGCCGAUGAGUACUUCUGUAAGAGAUACUUUUAUUUCACAUGGGCAUGAUGUUGGCAUCAGAAUCACGCAAACAAAGAAAGGCGUCAAGACCGAGAUUGAAGCGCUACCAUUAGCUGUUCGUAUUGAUCUGCAGAAGCUAGAUGAGACAUUCAGCUGGUUUGGAGGUCUCAGUAGCUUUCUUAAUAUGAGCGCUUCAAUGACUUCCAGUCCAUCGCCUACACCAAAGUCGCCUCACAAAUCUGUAUCUACGCAGAGACCAAAGGGAGUCCGAUUUGAUACACCUAUCAAGCCUGAUGAUAAAUCCGCUGCUCUCGAAAACAAAAUCGAUAUGCGGAUAGGUGGCUCUUUUAUUGAGCUCCUUGGCAAAGAAUGCAGCUUUAUUGCAAAGAGCGGAAGUAUCUCUCUCGUCAGCCGAGAAGAGGGCAUGGGAAUUGUGUGGCGCACGAUGCGUGUGUCUGGGCCAUAUUUGAAAAAUUCCAUGGCAGAUCCCGCCAUUAUGACCGAGAUCAAUGGAGUCAGACUGGAAUUUGUGACAGUUCCAACCAAUUCAGAUCUCGAGAAGCUUCUCGAGCUGAUUACGCCCUCAAAAGCCAAGUUUGACCAUGGCAGCGACGAAAUCAUGGUUGAUACUCUCUUACGGCAGCGAAGGAAGGGUUCGGUACUCAGAGCUACAAUAGACACCCUGAAAGUGCGAGUUAAGAACAUGGCGCAAUUCGAGGUACUGCCAGCUCUAGCUGAAGAAGUGGCCAAGUUGUCUACUGUGGCCAAAUACCUCCCAGAAGACGAUCGGCCUGGACUCAUGACUCUGGCAACCAUUCAUAAACUUGACUCGAGUGUCGACCUUGGCGGAAGCUUUGGGCUGCUUAGCUGCGACGUCCGGGAGCUUGAGGCUGCGCAUAUUACCGUUCCAUCACUGGUAGCUGUUGCAGUGUCUGGAAUUUCCGUCCGACGCAACGAAACAGAGGAGCUUAUCAAUUCUUCGAUCCUGUAUACUUCAGCAGAGACUGCCAUGAACCGAGGACCAGUUAUCAUGGCGAGAAUGAUUGGCGACGACAUUGAGCCUGUUGUCAAGCUUAAUCUACAGGAUGUCAACAUCGAGUAUCGGGUUCCAACUAUUAUGGAUAUCCUUGGUCUGGCAAACGAUGCUACGCCGCAGGAUUUCGAAGAAAGUCUUGCUGCGUCCGUGGCCAGUCUUGGUGACCAAGCUCAUGCCGCACUGGCACGACCUCAGCCUCAUUCGCCGACUGAAGUCACUGCUAAGCAGAGUAAGCCGAUGACCUUGGACGUAUCGUUUCGAGAUUGUCUUGUCGGCCUGAAUCCUCUCAAUCAAAAAUCGAAGAUGGUCCUUGUAUUCACAGACGCCCACCUUGCCGUCACUCUUCCGAAGGACGAGGUCACGAAGGUGAAUAUGGAUAUCAAUAAGGCCUCAAUCUUGUUGACAGACGAUGCUACCCUGGACACAUCCGAUGACCGUGCUUCGAGGAACCCAAGACGGCGAUCGUCCUCUUCAGCAGCCCCUCAAGUAAUCUCUCUCUGUGCUGAAGGAUACGUGGAUAUUUGCUACAUGUCCUCUGCAAAAGUCAUUGUCAAUGUCGCUCCAGGUCUAGAUGGAGAGAAGCAGGUAGAAGUCGAAGUUCGAGAUGAUCUCUUGGUGUUGGAGACUUGUGCCGAUUCGACCCAAACCCUAAUAAGCUUGGCUAAUGCACUUUCGCCGCCGACUCCGCCAAGCAAGGAGAAUAAAUACCGGACCAAGGUGGUGCCUGUCCAAGAUUUGCUUGCUUCGAUAUCCGCAGAGGCAUUUGGCAAGCCCGAAGGGGAAUACGACUUUGACCAGGACUUCUCUGCCGCACGAGAACUGGCUAAAAGCCAAUUCGACACUGGUUCUGAAAGUGACGGUUCUCUCCGUAUUGAAUCGCAAUUUUACGGAGAUGAAACUGCGGGAGAAGAACUGUUCGAUGCCAUGAAUGUAUCCAUUACAUCUCAAGAUACGAGGAUGCAAGAUACCAACGAGGGAGUUUUAAUCUCUGGGCUUGAAUCUUCUACUAGCAACGCCUCGGAAGACGGCGAAGGUCUGGUCAUCCACGACGACUUUUAUAACCGCAAUGCCGCUGAAGAGCACACUGCAAAGAUUUGGAACUCGAAUAAAAACACUUACGACAGAGCCCCCGCGCACAUGGUAAAGCGCAGUCCCCUCAAAGUAUCUGUGAGAGACGUCCAUGUCAUCUGGAACCUAUUUGAUGGCUACGACUGGAUCCAUACUCGCAAUGUCAUCAACAAAGCUGUCCAUGAUCUCGAGCAUAAAGCCUUUGAUCGCCAAGCAGGGCUCGCCAACGGGCAGGUUCACGUCGAAGAGCUUGAAGACGAAGAUAAGAUAGAUGACUUCUUGUUCAACUCCAUCUAUAUCGGAAUCCCAGCCAAUCGAGACCCGCAAGAGUUGGCCCGCGCCAUCAACGAAGGCCUCGCUGACAAUAUGACGGAGACAGAAUCAGUCGCUACGACAGCUGUGACAGCAACAUCAAACCGGACUGUGCGUAGAGGUUAUCCUAAAUCUCAGCGCCUAAAGUUGCGACGAAGCAAACGCCAUAAAAUCACCUUUGAGCUUCGAGGCGUCAACGUUGACAUGGUUGCAUUCCCCGCUGGAACUGGAGAAACACAGAGCAGCAUUGAUGUUCGAGUAGAGAAUCUUGAUAUCUUUGAUCAUGUUCCCACAUCAACAUGGAAAAAGUUUGCGACUUAUGAUCAAGAUCAAGGGGAGCGUGAGAUGGGAACUAGCAUGGUACAUCUGGAACUGUUGACUGUGCAGCCAAUAGCCGAACUGAAGGCUUCUGAGAUUGUGCUCCGAGCGACUGUGCUGCCCCUGAGACUUCAUGUCGACCAAGAUGCGCUUGACUUUAUUACCCGGUUCUUUGAGUUCAAGGAUGAAAGUGUACCGGUUCACACAUCGCCAAGUGAUGUUCCUUUCUUGCAGAGAGCCGAGGUCAACGACAUUCCGGUCAAACUUGACUUUAAGCCGAAGCGAGUCGACUAUGCUGGGCUUCGAUCAGGCCACACGACUGAGUUUAUGAAUUUUAUCACAUUGGAAGAGUCCCGGCUGGUGCUCCGGCAUGUUAUCAUUUACGGAGUUUCUGGCUUUGACCGUCUAGGCUUGACGCUUAAUGAUAUCUGGACGCCUGAUGUCCGAAAUAAUCAGCUUCCUGGUGUUUUGGGAGGUCUAGCACCGGUGCGAUCACUAGUCAAUAUCGGCAGCGGCUUUAGAGAGUUGAUCGAAGUCCCCCUCAAGGAAUAUCAAAAGGAUGGCCGUAUUAUUCGGAGCAUAUCUAAAGGAGCCGCUGCAUUUGCUCGUACCACUGGUACCGAGUUGGUCAAGUUUGGAGCAAAACUUGCAGUCGGUACGCAGUAUGCGUUGCAAGGUGCAGAAGAGAUGCUUGGCACCGGCCGCCGACCUGAAGAGGCUUGGGAUGAUGACGAUCUCGAUGCAGAUGAUAAGAAGCAAAUAUCGCUGUACGCAGACCAUCCGACAGGCGUGAUUCAAGGCAUUCGAGGCGGCUACAGGUCACUUGCUAGAGAUGUGAAUCUGGCACGAGAUGCCAUCAUUGCGGUACCAGGCGAAGUCAUGGAGAGUCAAUCAGCCAGUGGUGCUGCCAAGGCAGUGCUGCGACGAGCUCCGACCAUCAUCUUCAGACCAGCAAUGGGCGUAACCAAAGCGAUUGGUCAGACGUUGAUGGGAGCAACGAACUCGAUUGAUCCACACAAUCAACGCAGAAUUGACGAGAAAUAUAAAAAGUAUUAA
Trichoderma gamsii is the source of this 6642-nucleotide messenger RNA. RefSeq lists its product as hypothetical. Gene Ontology annotation, molecular function: phosphatidylinositol-3-phosphate binding. Gene Ontology annotation, biological process: autophagy of mitochondrion; reticulophagy; piecemeal microautophagy of the nucleus. Gene Ontology annotation, cellular component: phagophore assembly site; extrinsic component of membrane. NCBI's taxonomy places the organism in Eukaryota, Fungi, Ascomycota, Sordariomycetes, Hypocreales, Hypocreaceae. The transcript is spliced from 3 exons. The record is from RefSeq and is a predicted model, not a curated record. Bases 1 to 6642 code for a protein of 2213 amino acids.